Scomber scombrus (Atlantic mackerel) is the source of this 4151-nucleotide messenger RNA. Its product is annotated as DOMON domain-containing protein FRRS1L. Gene Ontology annotation, biological process: regulation of glutamate receptor signaling pathway. Lineage: Eukaryota; Metazoa; Chordata; Actinopteri; Scombriformes; Scombridae. The transcript has 5 exons. Bases 1695 to 2543 code for a protein of 282 amino acids. The record is from RefSeq and is a predicted model, not a curated record.
AAAAGGUGAUGCAUCAAACAACAUAAUCUUGAUGGUCCAAUAUUUAAGAUAAUGCAUUGUAUCAGUUAAAAAGUGGUUGUGUUUUCUGGUAUAAAACAAAAAAAAGGUAAAAAGAUAGACAGCAGCCUAAGCAGAGCCUCUGCGUGCCAACUGGAGCAUAGAGUUCAACAAUGUAUAUAUAUCACCAUCAAGUGGCAGGACUGUGUACAACCACUGAGAAAGAGGGAGGACGGAGUUAGUUGAAAUAUAUCAGAGACGAUGUCAGACAAUGUUUUUGAGGAGAAUAACACUUUUGUUAAAUUGAAACAGUUCACAUUGAUACAUUUACAAUGUAUACAUCAGCACACAUGCAUGAAUUUCUUAAACAUUUUGGGGAUGAGAACCUUCCCAUGGUGACAUUAUGAACCAAAUUUACUAAGUUGUAUAAAGCAGAUUGCAUUCAGAGACAAUGCUUCACAAUCAUAUAGAUAUUAAUAUACCACACCUGGAUCUAGACUUGUAUUAAAAUACACGUAUUAUGACAGUUAUGGGAUACAUGCUACAGUCUUUUUUUGUUUUGUUUUUUGAUAGUGAAGUAUUUUUUUUGAAGUAACAAAAACGAGGGAUAAUUUGAACAAAAUGAUAUGCAGUAAUGCAAUAAACAGACCUGAUUGAUUGAUUACACCGCGGUGAAGUCCUUUUAGCAUUUGUUCUGGGAAUUUGGGGCUUUUAGUAACUAACUUCACAUUUUAGAUUCAGAAAUGAUCACAUGGUGGGUAUUUUUAGGUUCACUUCAGUAAGGUAUUUUGAGACACAGUAUAAUUAAAUUAGACUACUAUUAGGCCAACAUUAUCAAAUAGCCAAAUAAUUUCUUCACCAGAGUUUUAUUUCAGGCAGUGUGGAGAAGUCAGCAUUGGACAAUAUUUAAAGUUGUGAAAUUAAAUGUAUAGAAAAUAUGAAAAUAGUCUAGUUUAGUAAUUAAGGAGAGACUUAUUUGUAUGUCUAGGGGAAGGGGAUGGGGAUGCUGGUUACUAAAAUCCUGCUGUGGCCCUGGCAUUGACAUUGAUUUUAUUUCUAGCUAACAGUACUGAAAACUGUUUGGUAGUUUGAUAGACUAUCAUCUUUUUGGGUUAGGAUUAGGGUUAGGGUGGCUUUUGAAUCAGUUUUCUUUUGUUUUUGUUUGGCUCAUCUUCAUUGGGCUGUCUUUCUGAGCAUUACAGUUAGUGCCUAUAUGAGGAAUAAUACCCAAUUGAUUGAUCCCAAUAACAGCACGUAGCUGCUCCUCAUUGGCUGCUACUGUGACUGAUUGAGGAGGAAGAGAGGAGUAAGGCCGGGCGAAACCAUUUAUCCAGCCAGUACAAUCCUUCGACUGGAAAUAUGUUGAGAUUAAUGAGCACUGGUGAGCAUCUAGAUUCGGAUUUCAAAAGAGGAUUAUUGGCGUGUAUUUGAAUUAGAUGGUACGGUUACUAAUCUGGGUAAUUUUAGGAUUAGAUUAGCCUCUUAAUCACACGGUCAGCGGCUCUGAAUCCCCCUAUAUCCGCCUCAUCUCUGAGAAUAAACAGCCGGACUGGCGGUCAGGAUGCGGAGAUGGUUUUGGUGACGCUGAGGAUGGAGACCUGCGAAUAUACCGAAAUCCAAACGAUAAUGAGGAUCCGGUUUGAUUCAAGGCUAGUUUAGUCGGGGUUUUUUUAUCGCUGAUUUUUAUAUAAGUGGCUAUGAUUUCCCUGCGGAUGUUUGUGCAGCUGUUGGUGUUGUCGAUCCAAAGCGGAUGGUGGGGAGUCGCGUCGAGCCCCACCGAUGAAGGAGCACUCCGGGCCGGCCACGGGGAGCACGGAGAGCCGGGACACCAGGAGCCCCACAAAGACUCUUACAGCACAUUCGCCUCCGAGUUCCUGGAGUCCAGAUAUCUGUCCGAUGACGGUUAUCCAUUCCCCACCGCCCCACCAGUGGAUCCCUUUGCAAAGAUCAAAGUCAUCGACUGUGGAGUAACCAAAGGAUGCAUAAGAUAUGGGAAGCCAGGGUGUGAUGCAGAGACGUGUGACUACUUUCUGAGUUAUCGUCGCAUUGGGACAGAUGUGGAGUAUGAAAUGAGUGCAGAUACUGAUGGCUGGGUGGCCGUAGGUUUCUCCUCGGACAAGAAAAUGGGAGGCGAUGAUGUCAUGGGCUGUGUGCACGAUGAUAACGGACGCGUGCGGAUUCAUCACUUCUACAAUGUCGGCCAGUGGGCCAAGGAGAUCAAGCGGAACCCAGCCAGAGACGAAGAGGGCAUUUUUGAAAACAACCGUGUGACCUGUCGCUUCAAGCGGCCGUUAUACGUUCCCAGAGAGGAAACACUUGUGGACUUACACCUGUCAUGGUAUUACCUGUUUGCAUGGGGACCGGCCAUACAAGGUUCCAUCACAAGGCAUGACAUCGACAAUCCACCAGUCAGCGACCAUAUGAUCAGCAUCUAUAAGUACGAGGACCUCUUCAUGCCUUCUACAGCCUACCAGACCUUCAACUCUCCCCUCUGCUUACUGCUCAUAGUAGCCCUCACCUUCUACUUACUAAUGGGAACGCCGUAAUGAAGAUCAGCAGAGCACAGUGGGCAAAAAGAAGGAAGAGAAGAUGAAGCAGCUAUAAAACAAGUUGCCAUUUUUAUUUGAUGCCACAUUCAAGUGUGCACUUUGCAAAGAGAGACACUGUAUUAGAUAUAUUAAACAAGAUAGAGAAAAUAUAUUCAUUACUCUAGCAAAGAUUUGACAAAUUGUUAAACUUACAGUAUAUUGUAGUGCUGUCAUGUACUGGUGUCAGCACAAAACAAGAGGUCUAAUAAAAGUAUUAUAGUUUAAAAUAGGCCAUUUAUUUCCAAUAUUUAUGAUAGCUUCUGCACAUUUAAAAAUAUGAGGACUACACAUGCCAAAAUUAAUAAAUCUUACAAGUCUCUGGAAUACUGCAUGCACUGGGAAAUCACUGCUGAGAAGAAUAAAGGACCUGUAAAUGUGAAGCACCCACUGUCGACUGGUGAUGAGAAGGCAGCCCCUCAUGUUGAACUUGGCUGAAACACACAAAAUGUUUCUGAGGACAAAAAUAAACCCAGCAGCCCACAUGUUUUUGCAAACAUUCGUCCUCAUAUUUUUUGGAUAUGCCUCUUUGCUAAAAAAAAAAGAAGGUAAAAGACACUUAAGUUACUUUUUUGUUUACAUUUUCCAGUUUUAGGAUCUGCUCACAGUCUGCAUUUACUAAAAGAAAGAUUUCAUUAACUUUUUGUAAUGUUCAUGUUUGGCACAUUCAAACAAAAUUUCCUUUCAAGAGAUUUGUUCCCCCUUUCUCAACUUCAUUGGCUGUUGGGUUUGUUUAUUAGUCCUGUGGCACUAUGACUGUGUGUUUACCAGAGAGAGACUGCAACAUGAGUUACUAUUGCCUAGGCAAGCAAUAACACACUGAACAGGAGCCAACUGUGACCCAUGGAUUUAAGGACAUUUUGCUUGAACAUGGACUAUUUUUCCCCAGGCUGUAAUUGUAGCCUUUUGACCUGUAUUAAAAAUGCCUGGGUAUGUUAAACAGUUCACAAUGCCUGCAUAUAUUAUCAAUAAACCGUUUAAGUACAUUAUAAAUUAAGUAUUAAUUAUACAAUAUUUACAAGAAAAUACAGACUCUGCACUCUGUGAACAGACAGCUCUGUUCGUCAAAAACUAUAAAGUCAUUUAACAUGAACUGUUACAUUCCUUCAGGGACCUUUAUGUGUCAUUAUUACAUAAAUAACAUAAUAUACUCUAGGCUACUAGGGCCCAACCGAUACUGGAUUUUUGGGGCUGAUGAUGGUACUGAUGUUACGGAGUAAAAAAAAAAUCAGAUAUGGAUAUAUAAUAUGUACAGAAUAUACACAUAAACACACUUCUUUUUUUUGCAAUGAUUAGUGUACUGAAACAGUAAACUUCACUGGGAAUUUAAUAUCAGACAACAUACACGCAGAUACCAAUAUAUCUGUGAUAGGCAGAUAAUAACAGCUGACUGAUAUAUUGGUUGGGUACUGUAAUGUACAGUAUAUUAUGCUUCACUAUUGACAUUAUUUUAAGGGACCUACUUCCUUUGCUUACAUGCAAUAACAUUUACAUUAAAAAAAUAUACUUUUAUAACAAUGUGUUUGGUAAUGAUCAGCUAGUAACUAUAACCAUGACUCUACUGGUGAA